Molecule: messenger RNA, 1710 nt
Organism: Mollisia scopiformis
Lineage: Eukaryota; Fungi; Ascomycota; Leotiomycetes; Helotiales; Mollisiaceae
Exons: 1
Coding region: 1-1710 (569 amino acids)
Source: RefSeq, a predicted model, not a curated record
AUGGGUAGGCACUCCAAAGAACGUAAAGCUGAACUACUCGCUCAGCGAGAAGCCGAAGAGCGAUACCAGAGCGAAGAGUCGGAUUAUGAAACAUCGACUCUUCAAGAGAUGCAGAAUCGUCAGAAGGAGAGGUUCAAGGCCUCUGUCGAGAACGAAGCCGCAAAUGUGAAGCCGAAGGCCAAGAAGGCCAAGAAAGUUGCUCUUGAAGAUCACACUCUUAAUUCCCAAAAUGGCUCUUCACUUGCUCUUCGUCGGCGCAAGCCAGGCAGGGUGAACAGGGCAUCAAAACUCGACUUGAUCAAACUUAUCCAAAACCUUGCAGAAGCUCUAACCACAGUGGGCGACCCGGAAGAUGUGAAGACUCUUCUAGCCGAGGAUGAUGUGCUCCAUGCAGAUAUCGUCUCGACUCUCCACAAGAAUUGUCAUGUCAUUAAGACUUCGCUUCAGCAUCUUGGAAGUAUCGCCGAUAUGCCUGAUAUCCCCGACGUCACUGUCGCCAGUACUCUGCCAUACUACGGCAAAUACGUGCUGUAUGGGCCCAAAGAAUCCAAGCUUUUGUAUCUGCUCUCUGUGGCGGAGGUUUUCAAGGCCAAUCACAGCGCGUACAGCAAGCGAAAGACACUUGGCUUUGUCCGAGCAAAGGGUACCAGUUUCCCACUUCAAUGUGCCAUAUCAGGAUGGACCAAUGUUUUGGAUUUCCAUCCCAGAAUGCUGGAUACCGAGUUCUGGCUCAACGAAGUCAAGUACUUGGCGGAAACACUCGAUCAUAACUUCCGAUCCGGAUGUUGGGACAAAGCAAAUGACAGAGAAGACGGCGACGGAUAUGCGUCUCAUGUCGAGCCGACAUUGAUGCUAUAUUACGCGUACCACCUGGCGACCAAGGUCUUUGGGAUCAAGUCACCCGUCAGAAAGGUCAUUCAAAGUAUAUGGCUCCUGGACAAGAUAGGAGAAACGUUCGAAGCCGAACUUGUUCUUAGCAAAGCCCCUUGCGGCCCUUGUAAGGAGUUUAAGCAACUCAUUGAAACAUUCACGGGCAUAAAGUUUACGUUUGUUAUCAUGGACAACGUUGCGGAGGUCGCGCCCAAGAAAGACAAGAACGGUUUUGACAUAUACCCAAAGCACGCAGUCCAAGAAGAAGACCAUCAAGAGAUAAUUGAAGCCCUGGAUAUGAUGCUUGAGUACGGAGCCACGCCAAAGAAGACUGUACCUAGCUUCGUUGUCGAGAUCCCGACGCCGCCAAAGGCUCACACGCCGAAGACAAAGGCACCUAAGCCGAUUGCUCAAUUUGAGGCUCCGGAUUUCCACACCCAGUACCCAGAGCCACGACCUAUCAUAGGUAGUAGCCCUCGAUUAGAGCCACUCUACACUCAAGUGGUUACAACGUCAAAGACGGUGCAGAAGCGCAAGAUACAAAGCUUCUCAUAUGAAAGUCCCAAGAAAGUAACCAUUCUGGAUGAUUCAGAUGAUAAUGUGUCUGAAUACACACCGGCAUCUUCACAGCGGUCAAUGAGCAAGUUUCGUUUGUCUCAUACAUCUACACCCACGAGAAAGACUUCUACUUACACCCCUCCUACCCCAGAUUCGAAUCCGUUCAGUCUUGAAGCUCGCGUAAGAGCCAAGGAGAUGAGAAAAAAGAAGCGGCAGGCAGUUGGAAACGAAGAGUCUCCGACGGCUGCAAAGAAAAACAGGUGGCAAGACUAUAGAGUCUAG